GAAGAGAGAUCUUCUUCUUCCUAAAUCCGUAACAUUGGCUCAGGCGUGAGAACACAAUGCAAGGAGGAUCAUCGGGUAUUGGUUAUGGUUUGAAGUAUCAGGCCAGAUGUAUAUCGGAUGUGAAAGCAGAUAGAGAUCACACUAGCUUCCUCACUGGAACCUUAAGCUUGAAAGAAGAAAACGAGGUUCAUUUGCUUCGUUUGUCAUCUGGUGGAUCUGAGCUGUUAUGUGAGGGUUUGUUCUCGCAUCCUAAUGAAAUUUGGGACCUUGCUUGUUGCCCUUUUGAUCAACGCAUUUUCUCUACCGUCUUCUCCACUGGCGAGUCAUUUGGAGCAGCAAUAUGGCAGAUUCCUGAGCCAUAUGGUCAAUCGAAUUCUUCAACAUUGGAGUGUGUUGCUUCACUUGAUGCACAUGUUGGUAAGAUUAAUUGCGUUCUUUGGUGUCCCUCUGGAAAUUCUGACAAGUUAGUCAGCAUGGACGAACAAAACCUUGUCUUGUGGAGUUUAGACUCGUCAAAGAAAAGUGCUGAGGUUUUAUCUAAGGAGUCGGCUGGUAUGCGUCAUUCUUUAUCUGGUGGAGCAUGGAAUCCACAUGACGUGAAUUCUGUUGCAGCAACUUCUGAAUCAUCUAUCCAGUUUUGGGAUUUACGUACUAUGAAGAAGGUUAAUUCAAUUGAACGUGCCCAUGUACGUAAUGUUGACUACAAUCUCAAGAGAGAACAUAUACUCGUUUCUGCAGAUGAUGAAUCUGGUAUACAUCUCUGGGAUCUUCGGAAGACCAAUGUUCCUGUGCAAGAGCUCCCUGGUCAUACACACUGGACAUGGGCUGUCAGGUGUAACCCUGAGUAUGAAGAGCUAAUUCUGAGCGUUGGAACAGACUCAGCUGUCAACUUGUGGUUUGCCUCUGUAUCUAAUGAGAAUAAACCCUCAGGAAGCCCGGUGGAAGCAUCACGUCAGCGUGUGAACCCGUUGCUAAAUUCUUAUACUGACUACGAAGACAGUGUCUACGGCCUUGCUUGGAGCUCGCGUGAGCCUUGGAUUUUUGCAUCAUUGUCAUAUGACGGGAGGGUUGUGAUCGAAUCCGUCAAGCCUUUCCUACCAAGAAGAUAGGUUCAUGCGCCCAAUCAAAGAAGGCUUCAAAGGAAAAGCUGCAUUGUCAUAUGCUAUCAUUUUAUACAAAUUUUGAUAAUAAUCGCAACACCAAAACUAUUCUUUUACAAUUGUUGAACUUUUGCUCGUGUCUUUGUUCAUCUCUAUCUCUCAGCACAAGUCACAAAGAUUGAAAAACAGACCUCGUGAAAAUACGCACAAAGUCAAUGAACCUGCUAUAAUUCA
Arabidopsis arenosa is the source of this 1334-nucleotide messenger RNA. NCBI's taxonomy places the organism in Eukaryota, Viridiplantae, Streptophyta, Magnoliopsida, Brassicales, Brassicaceae. The record is from the annotation of a GenBank genome assembly.